Molecule: messenger RNA, 1008 nt
Organism: Aspergillus heteromorphus CBS 117.55
Lineage: Eukaryota; Fungi; Ascomycota; Eurotiomycetes; Eurotiales; Aspergillaceae
Exons: 3
Coding region: 71-613 (180 amino acids)
Biological process (GO): mitochondrial respiratory chain complex I assembly
Cellular component (GO): membrane
Source: RefSeq, a predicted model, not a curated record
CCACCCUCCUACACGCCCGGCUCAAUCUCCGUCCGACUUCCCCAAUUCCACCCUCAUCACUCAGGGCCCAAUGAGUCCGGUGAACAGUCUCUGGUUUAAGUGGAAAAGUCUGCGCCUUCCGUGGCGAAGUUCCUUCCUCGUCGGUACCGACCUCUCCGGGAACACCUUCUGGGAAUUCAAAGACCAUCUGAACGCCGGUCGCUACCGGCGCAUCGUCAAAUGCGACCCCAAAACCCACUUUAGCGAUGUGCAAGUCAGUCCACAAUGGCACCAAUGGCUCCGAUACGUCCGCGCAGAAGCCCCCACUCUCGAAGAACAGCAACAGGACAUCAUCCGCCAGAUUCAGAUCAAGGAACUGGCGCGUCUAGCCGAUGCCCGCUGGGCGAGUAAACCGUCCUAUCUCGACAUGCCCAAUACACAAAGGCCCCUCCCGACGACGAAUACCAGUGGCGCUACGCUGAGCUCUCCGGAAACGCAGAACAAGGUGCCUGAGCAACAAGCCCCGAAGAAGGCAGCGCCACCGAAAGAAGAUCCUUGGGCGAAGGCCCGUGCGGGUGGUCCGAGUGAGAAUUGGCAGCCUCAGUCGUGGUCGCCCCCGUCUUCGAAGAAGUAAGGUGUUUGGUGAACUUCUAUGGUUCAUACGAUUGCCCUGGUCCGAAGAGAUUUGCUGUCAACUGCCAUUGAUGGCCUUGUGGCUUGUCACGGAACAGUAUCAGAUCUGGUAACAUGGUCGUGAUCCGGGGCGUCUCAUCAAACUGCCGUAUGUCCCUGAAAUACGGAACAGGUCUGAAUGAAGAGGCAGCAAGCUUCAAUGGCAAAAUCUGAUGGCGAGACCUGGCUCAACAGGACCCAACAGGCCACCUAGUCCGCUCAGAAAAUACCCCUGUAUAUUACCUACCCAUCUAUGGAUAGAUUUGUAUUCUCGAUGCAUGUAUGAUAUCUUCACUCCGCUACCACUCGGAAUCAAACUCGAAACAAGGUACAAAGCCAUGAUAUCUUGCAACUAAU